Molecule: messenger RNA, 945 nt
Organism: Exophiala dermatitidis NIH/UT8656
Lineage: Eukaryota; Fungi; Ascomycota; Eurotiomycetes; Chaetothyriales; Herpotrichiellaceae
Exons: 2
Coding region: 1-945 (314 amino acids)
Biological process (GO): positive regulation of TOR signaling; cellular response to starvation; regulation of autophagy
Cellular component (GO): fungal-type vacuole membrane; nucleus; Gtr1-Gtr2 GTPase complex
Molecular function (GO): GTPase activity; GTP binding
Source: RefSeq, a predicted model, not a curated record
AUGGAUACACGAAAGCGUAAGAAGAAGGUGCUCCUCAUGGGCAAAAGUGGUUCGGGCAAGUCGUCGAUGCGGUCCAUCAUCUUCAGUAACUAUGUGGCCAAGGACGUUCGACGAUUGGGAGCCACCAUCGAUGUGGAACACAGCCAUGCUAAGUUCAUGGGCAACCUGACGCUGAACCUUUGGGACUGUGGAGGACAGGAUGCUUUCAUGGACUCCUACCUCAAUGCGCAGCGCGAAAACGUCUUUUCCGAUGCCGAAGUGCUCAUCUAUGUGUUCGAUAUCGAGUCGCGGUCGGUCGACCAGGACCUGGAAACAUACAGUCAAGUGAUCAAGGCCUUGAAAGAAUACAGUCCUAGCGCGCAUGUCUUCUGUCUGAUCCACAAGAUGGAUUUGGUACAAACGGAACACCGCGAGCGCAUCUACGAAGAGCGAUGUAAGCUGAUUGCGGCAAGAUCCGAGGGGCUAAGUCUGGAGACAUUUGCAAGCAGUAUCUGGGAUCAAACAUUGUACAAGGCGUGGGCCGGCAUCGUCCACAAGAUGAUCCCCAACCUGGUGGUGAUCGAGCGGUUCCUCCAAGCGUUUGCACAGCAGCUUUCGGCUGAAGAGAUAGUGCUCUUCGAACGCUCGACCUUUCUAACCGUCACCAACGUCGUUACCGAGUAUGGCGAGGACAAUCCUCAUCCGGAUCGGCAUGAACGCAUCUCGAAUAUCUUCAAGACAUACAAGCAUACGGUUGCGAGAAAUACAAGAACUACGGCGGCAAGUGCGGGCUUUUUGCUGUUCAAAGUCCAGACGCAGCGGUUCAACUGCUUUUUGGCCAGGUUCACAGAGAACACCUAUAUCUUUGUUGUUGUGCCGCCGGGCGAGGCAGCGUUCAACUGUGCCGUGUUGAACACCUUGAUGGCUCGGGAUGUCUUUGCCCGGAAGACUGGAGUCGAGGGCUGA